CUUGUACGUAAUCGCGUGUCCACGCACGGUGAACGUUAGCACUCGUUUGCUAGACGGCCGGCUAGCAAAACGAGUCGAUUUCUCCUGGUGCGCGAUUCCAUGGUAAGAGGUAGAGGAGACAUUACUCAUCGAGGAACUUGAGGGUACUGUCAAAGGUAGUAUUACAAGGGGACCUUGUGAUAGUUAAUACGAAAGCGGCAGCGACGACGACGACGACGACGACGACGACAACAACGGCGACGACGACGGCGGCGGCGGUGGCGGUGGCGGCGGCGGCGGCAUUGUCCUGCUUGUUUUGUUGUUUCUCGCGAAACGCGCAGGUGGAAAAGAGAAGAGGCUAUCGCGUUGUUGAGGGAUCGAGGAGUGACGGAAGAGAGCGAGCCUGUGUGGUGUACAGGUCAAAUAGAGAAGAGACUGGUGGUGCACUGUGUACGAAUGCCCAUAGGUGUAUCAUAGAAGAGCAAGCGUAGCAUAAACGGAGAGGGACAGAGGUGGGAAGAAGAUUUGGAACGACGGUGACGAAAGAAAAGGACAGGAAACAGAUAGGAUAGGCGAGAAGACGGAAAGGAGGAAAGAAGAGUAUAAGAAAGAGAGAGAGAGGAAACCAAAGAAGAACGAAAGGUAGCAGCAGAGUGUACAGGAUACGAGGAAAGAGAAAGAGAGAGAGAGAAAGAGAGAGAGAGAGAGAGAGAGAGAGAGAGAGAGAGAGAGAGAGAGAGAGAGAGAGAGAAGACACAGCCGAGGCGCGUAGAGUGCGUGAUCCAAAAUGGCGCUGAACCAGGACGUGGACCAGUUGUCGAAGAGUAAUCUGGUAGUAAGAAUCGAUCAGAAUUCAGAAUCGGAUCUACAAGCGCUGUUCGACAGCGUCCUGAAGCCAGACUCGAAGCGUCCGCUGCAAGUGCCACUGCGCAUGCGCAAUCUACCAGAUUCCUUCUUUAAUCCACCGUCGACUGGUAGCAAGAGUCCCUCGAUUUCGCAUUCCCGGGAGAAUUCGGCAGAUUCGGCGUUCGGUACAGCGGUCGCGGCGGUGGCGGUCGGUGGUGCCGGGCCAACACCCGGUGGUAACGCGACCGGUACACCGGCUACCGGAGCAGCAGGUGCGGCUACUGGUGGAAGUGGAAACACCACUGGUACCGGAUCGAACGCUGCAGGUGCGGCCGCGGCUGCAGUCGCGGCCGCGGCCGUUGCCAGCCUCACCGUUGCUCAUCCUCGCGCCCACAGCAGCCCGGCAUCUCUUCAGCAAACCUACGCCUCGGCUCAGCAGGCGCCUCAGCACGCGCCUCAGCCGCACGCGCGUCAUCAUCAUCACCAGAAGCAACGCAGUUACGACGUCAUCAGUACGGUCGACGACCUAGGUCCUCUGCCGCAUGGAUGGGAACAGGCGCGCACCCCCGAGGGACAAAUCUACUUCCUCAACCACCUGACGCGAACCACGACAUGGGAGGAUCCACGAAAAACAGCGGCCGCGGCGAACGUGGCGGCCGCGGCUGCCGCCGUCGACAAUGGGAAAUCCACGACCGGCGCCACUAAUUCUCUAGGUCCAUUGCCUGACGGAUGGGAGCAAGCGCGUACUCCCGAAGGAGAAAUCUACUUUAUUAAUCAUCAGACACGCACCACUUCGUGGUUCGAUCCAAGAAUCCCCACGCAUCUGCAAAGGCCUCCGACUUCAGGUGCCAUGUUACCACAAAGUUGGCUUCAACAGCCCACCGGCGGUGGUAUUCAGAGUAAUCAAACAUUGCAGGCGUGUCAACAGAAACUUCGUCUCCAGUCGCUACAGAUGGAACGCGAGCGUCUGAAACAACGGCAACAGGAAAUUAUACGUCAGCAAGAGUUGAUGCUUCGACAGAGCACCACCGACGCCGCCAUGGACCCAUUUUUAUCAGGGAUCAACGAGCAACAUGCGCGUCAGGAAAGCGCGGACAGCGGUCUGGGACUCGGUUCUGCUUAUUCUCUUCCUCACACGCCGGAAGAUUUUCUUGCAAAUAUCGACGAUAACAUGGACGGUACAAGCGAUGGUGGCGCACCCAUGGAGACCCCAGAUCUCUCCACUCUGAGCGAUAACAUCGAUUCGACCGACGAUCUUGUUCCAUCGUUGCAGCUGAGCGAAGAUUUUAGCAGCGACAUAUUGGACGACGUGCAAUCGUUGAUAAACCCUAAUACGACAAAACCUGAAAACGUGCUGACAUGGCUGUAAUAUGGAGGAAAGAAUUGUCUAUGACAGGCAAGCAAUUUAUGAAAUCGAUUCGUUAAAAAGGAAAAAAAAAAAAAAAUUGCAAUUUCAAUACGAUACAAAACUGAAUGGAACGAUUCUAAAGGAUCUUAUCAGUAAAGCAACGAUAAUUCCAUAAAAAAAACAAAAAAAAAAAACAAAAAAAAGAAAAAGAUAGAAACGCACGUGGACGAGAAAAAUUUUAAAGUUUAAGUCGAAUGAAACUGAAUUGCAAAACGCGCUAUGCUCAACGUAUAUAAAGAAAUGUGCAUACAGAAACAUUUACGGGAUGUCCUAGAAAUAUGAACGAUAAUUCGAAAGAUUGUACACUUCUUAUUGAGCUGUAUAUCACGAAUUUCUUGUUAUGCGUCAUGUUUGUUGAACGGAUGAGAGGUGGUAAAGAAUAGUGUGAAAUUCGAAGCCUUAAAAUCUAGUGUUUAUGGCAGGCUUGUUGAGUCUUCCUGAGGAAUUGAGAGUGUUGAGCAGGCCGUAAUUAUCGUUGAGGCUUCUCGUGGAACGAGUUUUCUUAUCACUUUUCUUUUGCCACCUGUUGCGUAGAACAAUUGGAAUUGUUGGAUGGAGAAUACGAUCUUUGACGUUAUAUUUGAAGAUUUUUAGGGCAUCUUGCAUGUUAAUGAAAAUGUGUAUUCGGCUCUUUCUCUUUCUCUCUUACUGAUUUGUUUGAAUUACUUGAAUGUUUGUAUGUUUGUAUGCGUGUGUGAGUGCAUUUGCCUCCAACAUUUUGUAUAUAAGUUUGUAUUCCUAUACUAAAGCAUCGUAUGACAGAGAGCGAGAAAGAGGACUGAAUAUUAUGGAUAAUACAUUAUUUAAUGUUCGUAUCGUUCGGGCCAAUGAAGGAGAACGCAAUGAACGAAGAAAGCUUGAUGAUAUUUCCCAAUAGUAGACAAGUAACUUGUUGUUUAAUUAUAUUUAUACCAUGUUGGUUUACAAGAGAAAUCUGAUAUCAUGACAUAUCAGAUUUUUUUACGAUCAUGGAUCUCGCGUGUGAUUUAAAUUUAACAAGAGAAGAAACACCAUACCUGCUGUGUUCACGGAGUUUGUCAACUCGUGAAAUGAAACGAGAACGAAGUGCAAUUAUUAUGAAAUCUUUAUAUCAAUAUAUACAAAUGAGGGUAUAAUGUUCGAUAAAUCGAUAUUUGUCGAUUUAUGUAGCGGUGUUAUCUUUAUACGAUCUUUAUGGAAGCAACGGCGUCUAAAAGUAUCGAAGCAUUUUUAACAAACGGACACUUGUCUAUACUUUGAGGUUGGCAUACGGAACAAAUCGUGUUACGUGUAUGAUUCAGAUUCGAAACAGAAUCGUGCGUCCAAAGUAUAUGCACGGUGUCAAAGAAACAGAUGGUCAAACUUUGGUAUUGUGUUCUACCGUGUCUAAGGAACAAAAAGGGUCGAGUAAACAUUCAUCGGAAAAUUCUUCUUUCCCAAGUUGUAGACAUUUUUCGAUUUUAAUAGAGUAGGUACCAAAGUUUGGCCACCUAUUUUUUUCGCACCCCGUAUAUAUCUAUAUACGCACACACAUAUAUAUAUACACUGCAAUCGAGUACCGAUAAUGUUCAGACUACUUUACAAGCGAUAUGCUUAAACGAAGUGCCUUUUCUUUGCAAUCGAAGAGAGUGACAAUAUUGAUCGUUGUCUUUUCAAGCAAUAACCGUCCGCCUAUACGAGAUGUUUAUAUGAACAUGUGGUAAUUGUUAAACUAAGCAAACACAUUUUUAGACCCUUUUAAAUAUUUUGAAGAGGGGAACAUAAAAUGGAUAUAUAUAUAUAUAUAUUUUUUUUAUAUGUAAAGUCUAUACUUGUUACGAAUUGCAGUUAUUGGUAUUCUCAAAUCAUUGUUAGAUUGUAAAAUUCUCUUACAUUUUAUACUACAUACAUACGUUAUAAUCGAGAUUACAAAAACGAGAGUAUAUGAUAUUUAUAGAGUAUCUUUGAAUAUUUUUAGUCUUAAGGAUUUUUCGCGUUCUUACUUCUUGUUGCUUUUGGGAGUAGAACGUCGAAGGAAAAAAAAAAAAAAAAAGAGGCCGUUGAUCUUGUAAUCGUUUUUUCGCGAAACAACGCAGUAAUCAAAGCGACACGGUAAAGAGGAGACAACAUGCGUAUAUCUGUAUUUAAUUACAUGGCAGCUGAAGAGUAUGCACAUGUCACAAAAGAAGGAAAGAAUGAAGAAGAAAGAAGGAAAAAAGAACGAAGAAAAGAAAAAAAAAGCCUAGAUUGACGUAACUUUCUUUUGUUGAAAUAAUGCGGCGAUAACGUUGAUAAGUGCUCUGCGUCAGAGAUAACGAUCACGUUAAUUUUAUCCGACUGAUUUAUUUCAUGUUUUACUUUUGUUUCUUUUUUGCGGUUGAAAGUACACGAAAAAGGAGAUUUUAUUUUUCUCGAGAAUAACUGAAAUUAACGUUGUUAACGUUGUCUUCUUAAUCAUUUUUGAAUUGAAUCGUCAUAGUUACGUCUGCCAAUAGCGGUCGUUUGUUGAGUAUGAGUUUGUAAGCUGAUAAAUUUAAGAAAAAAGAAAGAAAAAAGAAAACGUGAGAAGAAAAGAUGAAAAGAAAAGCUAUAAGCUCUCCUCUGUCUUUUCUCGCAGCAAGGAAAAGUCCUGGAGACGCGAGUUAGAUUUUUGUUUCUAUGGUUGUUCGCACGCUUGGUUUUCAUCUUUUUAUUGUUACAACUGUAGUUGUACGACUGGCGCGAGUAUUCGACCUCUUUUUACUUUUUUAAUGAAGUAAUAAAACGAUUAUGUAAUAUUCAUUCGAUAUUUGUGUUACUAUUUGUAUCAUUUGACUGAAACUUGGAAAGCGAUCGCUGUAUAGUAAUUACGCGCAGAGACAUAAAACAUGGUAGACGCUUCAUAUUAUCGGCAUUAAAAUUAAAUUAAUAACAAUUUGUACAAUUGUUUAAAAUAUCUGGCGCGAUAUCAUCGUUUCACUCGAUUCUUUGUCGCACUGAGAUAUCAGAAAUUCCUACGUAGCGAUACUGUAACCUGUAAAAGAAGACGCUCGUGGCUUGUGAGGUUGAUGUCGAAAGUUUAUAUGUUUGAUUGUACACACAAUCUUAACCUUGUCAAAAGGCACAAAAUCUUCUUUCCUAUUAUCAGUGUCUGCUAUGUUUUCUGUUCAAUGGUAUAUUAUGCUCGAUCGUAGCGUGAAGUUUGUAUUACAUACAAAUACUCAUUCUCGAGCGCGAUCCAGGAAAGUUACCAUCGUUAACGAGAAUCGUGAAACUGACGUUGCGUUACUUUCGAUGCGAUAGCUUCCAGGCGUGUCAAGUCAGAUAGAUAUAAUGUAUUAUUUUUAUUGCUAGUUAACGAUAAUAUUAAUAUUACCAUACCGUAUCUUGCUUUUAGUUUAAACUCCAUUUAAUUGUUACGUUCAGUGGCGGGCAGAGAGGUAAGGAGGAGGGGGGGGGGAGGGAGGUAGGGGGGCCUCCAGCAGAAGUGCCUUUGAGUUAACGUGGAGGAAAAAAAACAAAAAAAAAAAAAAGAAAUAAAAUACGUGCUACUUCACGAGGGUGAAAAGCGUUUUGUCAAUAACAGUCGAAUAACAGAAACAGAAAAAUGAAAAUAAAUCAGCAAGAAUCCUCCUUGGGCGGACAUAUCUAUAAUAUCUGAGAUUAUGCUAUGAGAAGGAAUUAGUUUAAUAUCAGUAUUUAAAUAUGCUCAUUGGCAAUAAUUUGUGACGUAUACAUUUUUAUAAUGGUAACAAGUGCCUUAGCAAUAACGAUAAUGAAAAAUAUAUAUUGUUUACUUACUGACAAA
Molecule: messenger RNA, 5978 nt
Organism: Frieseomelitta varia
Lineage: Eukaryota; Metazoa; Arthropoda; Insecta; Hymenoptera; Apidae
Gene: yki
Product: transcriptional coactivator YAP1-A
Exons: 6
Coding region: 767-2194 (475 amino acids)
Biological process (GO): hippo signaling; positive regulation of transcription by RNA polymerase II
Cellular component (GO): nucleus; cytoplasm
Molecular function (GO): protein binding; transcription coactivator activity
Source: RefSeq, a predicted model, not a curated record